This is a messenger RNA of Eimeria tenella, 2082 nucleotides long. Its product is annotated as nucleolar GTP-binding protein, putative. NCBI's taxonomy places the organism in Eukaryota, Apicomplexa, Conoidasida, Eucoccidiorida, Eimeriidae. The transcript is spliced from 12 exons. Gene Ontology annotation, molecular function: RNA binding; GTP binding; GTPase activity. The record is from RefSeq and is a predicted model, not a curated record. Gene Ontology annotation, cellular component: nucleolus. Gene Ontology annotation, biological process: ribosomal large subunit biogenesis. Bases 1 to 2082 code for a protein of 693 amino acids.
AUGGAGCUCGGAGGACUGAAGGUCAAGGACCUGGCGCCGGUGCUGUCUGCGGGGGCCCUGAUCGACGUGUGCCUCUCCAAGACGCAGCGAAAGACUCCGACGGAAAUCCACAAGCGCAGCAGCAUCAAUUUAAUUCGCAAGUUUUAUAUUCGCAAAAUCAAAACUGCUGCGCAGUUCUUCACCGAGAAGUUGAAGGCAAUCACUUCCCUUUUUCCCAGACUCGAGAGUCUGCAUCCGUUUUACGGGGACUUGCUGAACAUUUUGUACGACAGAGACCACUACAAGUUGGCGCUGGGCUCUGUUGCUGCUGCAGCAAAUCGAAUAGAAAAGAUUUGCAAAGAAUACAUCACAAUUUCCAAGUACUCCGACUCCCUCUACAAGUCCAAGUUGGUGAAGAAGCUGGGGAAGGUGUUCGAGUACCUGGAGGAGGUGCGGCAGCACCUGCAGCGGCUGCCGAGUGUCGAGACAGCGCAGCGAACUUUGCUGCUCGCGGGAUUUCCAAAUGUUGGCAAAAGUUCUUUUGUAAAUAAACUUUCCAACGCCAACGUCGAAGUCCAGCCCUUCGCCUUCACCACCAAGAGCCUCUUCGUCGGCCACUUCGACCACCUCUACGCCCGCUGGCAGGUGAUUGACACUCCGGGAAUUUUGGACCAUCCUCUCGAAGAAAGAAAUUUAAUCGAAAUGCUCGCCGUGGCGGCGCUGACGCAUUUGAAUUGCGUGGUGCUGUUUCUGGUGGACGUGAGCGAAGAGUGCGGCUAUUCGCUGCAGCAGCAAAUUCAACUUUUCAAAAACAUUUUAGUUUUAUUUAAAAAAAAACCAAAACUUCUCAUUCUUAACAAAACGGACAAACGCCCGCUGCAGCAGCUGCAGCAGGAGGAGCAGCAGCUCCUCAAAGACUUGGAAAAGGAGACCGACGUGUGUAUUGCUGCCACUUCGACGCUGACUGGAGAGGGUCUAGACGAAGCAAAGAAUAAGGCCUGCGAGUUGCUGCUGCAGCAGCGGCUGCUGCGGCGCGCAGCAGCAGCAGCAGCAGCUGACCCUGCUGCUGCUGCGGCUGCUGCUGCUGCAGCAGGCGACCAGCCCCUCGCUGCUGCUGCUGCUGCUGCUUCGCUCGCCAUCAAGGGACCUGCUGCAGCAAUGCUGCAUGUCUCUACAGUGCAGCAGCCGCGAAAGCCAAAUAUACCAGAAAGCGUUUUAAGAGAAAUCGAACUCAAGAAGCAAGGAGUGGUGCUGCCGCGGCGGCGGCUCGAAAGAGAUAUAGAAGAAGAAGAGGGAGGGCCUGGGGUUUACAACUACGACAUUCGCAAGGACUACAUUUUGGAAAAAGAAGAAUGGCGUUAUGACAUUCAACCCGAAUUCUUAAAUGGAAAAAAUAUCGGAGACUUUUUAGAUCCCGACAUUAAAGAAAAGCUGAUGAAGCUGGAGGAGGAGGAGCAGCAGCUGCUGCAGCAGGAGGAGCAGCAGCAGGAGCAGAUUCAGGCGAGGCAGCAACUCGCGAACUUAAAAGCAGUGAGGCAGAAGCUGCAGCGGCUGCACAGAGGAAUAAGUCAAAAGCGAAUGGAAGCAAAAUUGAAAAAGAAAAGAAAUGGACCUCGGCUGCUUAAGAAGACAAAGCACCAGCUGGAAGCAGCACGGAGGGCUUUGAGGGAAGAAGAAAUAAAUUUGGAUGGAGUGAAAAGACAAAAGAGAAAACGAGAAGCUUCAGAUAGCAUGGAGGUGGAGGGCUCGGAGCGGGAAAAGCUGAGGGCGAAGAUUCGGCGUUUGGUGAAGUCUCGGGAAAAGGAAACGAAAGAAAGAAAAGAACUAAAAGAAAGAAAAGGGUUAAAAGAAAUAAAAGAAUUAAAAGAAUUAAGAGAAUUGAAAGAUCUGAAAGAAGAAGAAGAACUCGAGGAGUCCGCAGUGGCGCGCGGCCAGCGGCGCAGACUCGGAGGUGUACGUACAGCUCAGGCCUUCAAGUUGAAAAAACAAAUCGACAAAAAACUAAAAGGAAGAAAAGGAGAGUCCGACAGAUUUAUAAAUGUGAAAAAGCAGAAGUGGAUGCUUUCUGGAAAAAGGACUUUGGGGAAAACAAACAAGAGAUGA